Dacryopinax primogenitus is the source of this 372-nucleotide messenger RNA. RefSeq lists its product as uncharacterized. The record is from RefSeq and is a predicted model, not a curated record. Lineage: Eukaryota; Fungi; Basidiomycota; Dacrymycetes; Dacrymycetales; Dacrymycetaceae. The transcript has a single exon. Bases 1 to 372 code for a protein of 123 amino acids.
AUGCUGCAAGAGGUUGGUGCAAUUGCACAACUCGAUGUCCUAACACCAGAGGAGAUGCUUGAUGUGCCAGAAGAACAGGUGGUGUCAGAGCAGUGGACCAAUGAGGAUAUUGUGGAGCAGGUGCAGGAGGAGAUGUGGCAGGAUGAGGUUAUUGAGGUGCUUGAUGACAAGGAGGAGGAGGAACCAGUUGCACCUCUGUGGUCUGCUCAGAAAGUGCUGGCUGCAUCACUUGAGCUGGAGUGUCUGUUUACUGCUCAGCCUAGCAGAGCUUUCCAGGACAUGCUGUGGGCUUUCCCUUCAAUGAUGGAUGCACUAAAACAUCUCCAUGUCCAAUCUCUCACCCAGUGUAGCCUCAUGUCAUAUUUCUCCUAA